Engraulis encrasicolus (European anchovy) is the source of this 1707-nucleotide messenger RNA. Its product is annotated as potassium voltage-gated channel subfamily A member 10. The record is from RefSeq and is a predicted model, not a curated record. NCBI's taxonomy places the organism in Eukaryota, Metazoa, Chordata, Actinopteri, Clupeiformes, Engraulidae. Gene Ontology annotation, biological process: potassium ion transmembrane transport; protein homooligomerization. Bases 1 to 1707 code for a protein of 568 amino acids. Gene Ontology annotation, cellular component: membrane; voltage-gated potassium channel complex. Gene Ontology annotation, molecular function: delayed rectifier potassium channel activity; protein binding. The transcript has a single exon.
AUGGAGGUCCCACUGGUAAACUUUGAAAACCUCGAUGACAUUGGCAUCAAUAUGGGCGACCCCAGCGACUCUGGCUACCCCACAUCACCCACCUCAGACGCACCCGACCGACACGGCGUGACCAAUCGCGUGGCCUCGCCCUCGCACUCCCCCCAGAGGCGCCAGCCUGCCGGACAGCAAGUCGGCUUCUCCCCCAACGCCACCCCUGACCUCGACAAAAAGAGGGCCAACUCCAGCUGCACCAGCCUCAUCUCCAACUGGAAGAUCCUCAUGAAUAGCGAGGGGAGCCCGAGCGACAGCGUCUUCAGCAAGGCGGCAAAGGACUUUUGCGAGGACGUGUUUGGCGAGAAGCAGAACUUUAAGCAGGAGGACGGCGAACAGAAAGUGGUCAUCAACGUGUCCGGAAUGAAGUACGAGACGCAGCUCAAAACGCUGAGCCAGUUUCCUGAGACUCUGCUAGGCGAUCCCAAAAAGAGGAUGUUUUACUUUGACCCGAUGAAGAACGAAUACUUUUUCGAUCGCAAUCGGCCUGCCUUUGACGGAAUUCUUUACUUUUACCAGUCCGGAGGGAAGGUCCGUCGACCGGCAAACGUCCCGUUGGAGAUCUUUGCUGACGAGAUUGUUUUCUAUGAGCUCGGCGCAGAGGCUAUUGAACAGUUUCGAGAGGAGGAAGGGUUUACAAAGGAGCCUGAAGCCGUCUUACCCACCAAGGAGAUACACAAACAGUUCUGGCUGCUGUUUGAGUACCCAGAGAGCUCCAGUGCGGCUCGCUUGGUGGCUCUGGUGUCCGUCACUGUCAUCACAAUCUCCAUUGUUGUGUUCUGCUUAGAGACAUUACCGGAGUUCCGUGACGAUCUGCCACAUAUGAGCCCUGCAGGCCCUGUGGGCAACCGAACUGACGCAGAAGGCAGAUACCUACCACCCCCGAGCAUGGCUCCUCCUAAGACACUUUCCGAAACGUUGUCCGACCCUUUCUUCAUCAUAGAGACGAUCUGUAUCAUCUGGUUCAUCUUUGAGCUCAGCGUGCGUUUCGUCUGCUGUCCCAGCAAGAGCGAGUUCUUCAACAACAUGAUGAACAUCAUAGACAUCUUCUCCAUCGUACCGUACUUCAUCACCCUGGCGACGGACGUAAUGACCAACCCUGACGACGAGGACGCAGGGCAAAACAUGUCCUUGGCCAUCCUGCGGGUCAUCCGGCUGGUGAGGGUCUUCCGAAUCUUCAAGCUGUCGCGACACUCCAAGGGGCUCCAGAUCCUGGGCUGGACCUUGAGGGCCAGCAUGAGGGAGCUGGGCCUGCUCAUCUUCUUCCUCUUCAUCGGAGUCAUCCUCUUCUCCAGUGCCAUCUAUUUCGCGGAGGUCGACGAGCCCGACACACAGUUCCUGAGCAUCCCCGAGGGGUUCUGGUGGGCCGUGGUGACCAUGACGACCGUGGGCUACGGCGACAUGACCCCCAUCACCAUGGGAGGCAAGAUGGUGGGCACCCUGUGUGCCAUUGCCGGCGUGCUGACAAUCGCACUCCCCGUGCCCGUCAUCGUCUCCAACUUCAACUACUACUACAACCGCGAGACAGAGAAUGGCGACAAACACAUCAUGGACAGCGUGGAGGCGGCCGCCCAGAAGUCUGCCGAGGCAAACAAGUACGACAGCAAUGUCUCGCUGGACAAGAGCAACGGAAACUGGCCCAGCGAGAAGAAUGGCAUGCCCUGA